Molecule: messenger RNA, 1661 nt
Organism: Pieris rapae (cabbage white)
Lineage: Eukaryota; Metazoa; Arthropoda; Insecta; Lepidoptera; Pieridae
Product: protein FAM76A
Exons: 8
Coding region: 171-1136 (321 amino acids)
Source: RefSeq, a predicted model, not a curated record
CGUCACUCACUUCAAUCAUGGCGAUUGUUGGUCUUUCUUUUAGGAACGAUUAAUUUCUGCUAUAAUUUUUUUAUUUAAAACUAAAACUUUAUCAAGUGUAUUGUUUGAAUUAUUAAUUCCAUUAUUAUAAUUUUAUCAAUAUCAGUAAAUAUAAAUUUUUAACAGUUAAAAUGAGUUCUGCAACGUCAACUGCACUAUUUGCUUGUUCCCGUUGUUUUUCAAGGCAUCCUUUCGAGGAACUAUCUCCUGGAGAACAACUAUGUAAAGAAUGCCGUGGUUCGUUCCCGGUGGUGAAAUGUACGUACUGCCGUUCGGAGUUUCAACAAACAAGUAAAUCAAAUACAUCAUCAAUCUGUAAGAAAUGUGAAGCGAACGUGAAGGCUUAUGGCAAACCUACUGCAUGUGAAUAUUGCAACAUCAUUGCUGCAUUUAUUGGCAACAAAUGUCAGCGGUGUGUAAAUUCAGAAAGAAAAUAUGGGUCCGCUGUAACAUGUGAGCAAUGUAAACAAAGGUGUGCUUUUGACAGACAUGAUGAUAGUAAAAAGGUUGAUGGCAAACUGCUAUGUUGGCUAUGCACCCAAUCAUUGAAGAGAGCUCUUGCUAGAACCAAACAGCAUCUUUCUUCAGUUGACAAACACAAGCACAGAUCUCACAAAUCCAAAAACAGUCACAAAGAAAAGCGUAAAUCUGACUCAAUGAAAGGAAAUGGUAAUGAUUUAUCCAUGGGUGAUGCCCCAUUGGAAAAAAAAUCCAAACUUAACCCGCUUCAAGGUUUGUUCUCAGGGGAAUUAGAUCCUAACAGUUCAGACCAUGUAGUAGCUAUGACACAAUUGAAGGAAACUAUUGCAAGUUUACAGAAGAAAGUGCAGCAGAAAGAGAUGGAAUUACUCUCCAAAGAUAAAUUGAUAACAGAACUUAAGGCCCAACACCACAAUGAUACAACAGACCUCCGUAUCGAGAUGAAGAACAAAGAGCGUCUGAAUGAGACAAAAUUCAGCCUUAUGAACAGCAAAAUCCAAAAUUUGCUUAAGGAGGUGGCAACACUGAGCAAAUCUGCUAAAAGAAAUAACAAAAAUGUUAAAUCUCUGACAAAUGAUAACAGUGGAAGUGGUACAGACAGCCCGAGCACCAAUUAGGACAAUUUAGGCCGUACACACACGAUCGGGUGAACAAUUUUUUUUUAUCAUCAAAACUGAGUUACUCUUUCAAAAAAAAUUUGGUGACUGGCUCAAACUGUAAGAAACAUUCAAAGUAUGAAAUAACGUGUUAAUUGACAUUGACAUAUAGCUAAUUUAUUCUAAUUGAAUUUUAGUUAACCUUUUUAUUAUGUUUAAAUGUAGUCUUAAACUUGUCCUAAAGAAAAUAAAAACAACACAUCUAAUAGCGUAAGAGAAUGGUAACAAAAAAAUUUAAUGAAUAUGUUUUGGUUUAUGAAUGUUGAAACUAAACGAAUUCGACCCAUGAAUAUUAUUCGUGUAGUUAAAUACGUGUGUGUACUUAUGUACGCGUUAGAAGUUAUACUUCUUAGGCGUAACAAGAUAAAAAUCUUUUCAACGAUUUUAUUCUACAUAUGUCUGUAGAGAAAACGACACUAAGAAAAGAAAAAAAGAUAUUUAAUACAGUUUUAUUAUAACGCAUUAUAUAGUUAAAUAAAGUUUAUU